Sparassis crispa is the source of this 1008-nucleotide messenger RNA. Its product is annotated as D-arabinitol dehydrogenase 1. Bases 1 to 1008 code for a protein of 335 amino acids. Gene Ontology annotation, molecular function: oxidoreductase activity; zinc ion binding. The transcript has 10 exons. The record is from RefSeq and is a predicted model, not a curated record. Lineage: Eukaryota; Fungi; Basidiomycota; Agaricomycetes; Polyporales; Sparassidaceae.
AUGGCUCCUACGAUGAAUGCGUUGUACUACCACAAGCCCCGCGACUUCGAAGUGCGACAAGUUCCGAUUCCCCAAGUCGGGAACGAUGAAGUGCUCUUCAAAGUUAUUUGCUGCGGAGUCUGCGGCACCGACGGACAUGUGCAUGAAGGAGAAUUCAUCACCAAGUUUCCGCUGAUCCCCGGGCAUGAAGUCGUCGGCAUCAUCGUAGACUUUGGAGGGAAUGUCAAGGGUUUCACCAAAGGCGAUCGCUGCGUCGCUGACCCCGGCGUUACGGCAAGUCCCCACCCGUACGUUACUAACUUCCUAGGCCGGGGAGUGAGCUUGGACGGGGGGUUCAGCGAAUAUAUUAUUUUCGGGGCAGAGAAGGUAUAUAAAAUCCACAAUCUGACGGACGAGGAAGCGACGCUGUGCGAGCCAGCGGCGUGCGCGAUCCACGGCAUGGACAAGCUCGCAUGCCCGGUGGGCGUCGACGCGCUCGUGAUCGGGGCGGGCCCCACGGGACUCAUCCUCGCGCAGCUGCUCAAGCUCAACGGCGCCAUGCGUGUUGUCAUCGCGGCCAACAAAGGGAUCAAGACGCAGAUUGCACGGCAGCUCGACGCCGGCGAUGAGUAUAUCGAGUUGGACAGGGAGAAUCCCGAGACGCAGUGGGAGAAGCUCAAGAAGGAGAACCCGUAUGGGUUUGAUGUAGUCAUCGAGGCUACCGGCUCGGAAAAGAUUGCGAACGAAGCUAUCAACUACGUACGAAGGGGCGGUACUCUCAUGAUCUACGGCGUCUACGACAACGCCGCGCGUGUGCACUGGGCACCUUCUAAGAUCUUCGGCGAUGAAAUUAGGAUUAUUGGCUCGUUCGCCCAAACGUACUGCUUCCCCCGCGCAGUGCACUACCUCGAUAGCGGCAAGAUCAGGGUGAGGGGCAUGGUGACGGAUGUGUUCACCAUCGGAGACUACCAGAAAGCCCUGGAUAAGAUGAAUAGCCGUGGUGCGCUGAAGAUCGCGGUGAAGCCGUAG